Molecule: messenger RNA, 1661 nt
Organism: Carassius gibelio (silver crucian carp)
Lineage: Eukaryota; Metazoa; Chordata; Actinopteri; Cypriniformes; Cyprinidae
Product: B-cell linker protein
Exons: 19
Coding region: 236-1408 (390 amino acids)
Biological process (GO): cell surface receptor protein tyrosine kinase signaling pathway; intracellular signal transduction
Source: RefSeq, a predicted model, not a curated record
UCAGAGGAGCGAGAGAACAAAGUGCCUUAGUGAACUCCGAGCCGGUCCACGGUCUUUCUGUUAUUAACAGGGAUAAUCAGCUACCAGCUUAAUCAUCCACCUGCUAUGCAAAUACUCAAACACACACACACACCUCCAGCACGCUACUUACUAGCCUCAUAUACAAAGUUCUGGGAGAUUUGCAUCCAAACCUCACAGCAUAGAGCUUCCUGAUGAACUGAACGCCUCAUGCAUCAUGAGUUUCUUUGGGAAGUUGAAAACAUCUGUACUACAUAGCGGACCACCAGCUCCACCCAGGAGAACAGAUAACAGCUCUGGAUAUGGCUGGCCAGAAGACGAAUUUGACGAGGAAGAUGCUGAUACAUAUGAAGCUCCUCCAUGUGAACGUCCCACCAUUAAAGUCCAACCUCGCCAAGUAGAGGAGAAUGUUUACCUGGGUUAUCCAGAUCGAACCCCAAACCCUGUUAUUCCCAAAAGACAGGCAGCACCGCCACCACGACCAGCCAAGAUCACCCCGACAGGGAAAAGCACGAAGCCAGAGCCGCCUCACGACGAGUUUUACAUCGACCCCAAUGACAGCAAACCGCCUGAGGUGAUACGCAAUGAUAAACCUGGUAAAAAAGCCCCUCCUAAGAGACCCCCGAUGAGACCCCCACCGGCCUCUCAGCAAGACGAAGAUGUUUACUUGGACCCAAAUGAAGGACAGGAAUAUGAUACUUAUCUAGCUCCUGUAGCAGAACCUCCUGCACCCCGAAGCCCGGCCCGCAUCCCUAUGCCUCCCAAAACUCUAGGACGAGACCUUCCACCGCAAAUAAUGAAGCCUCCUGUUCCCAGAGCCAAAUCUAGCUCGGUCCUGAUCAGUGACACCGCGAACAAAGUUCUGCCGCCGGAAGUAAAACGCGCCACGUUUUCAGGCCAGCUGCCACCUGCACUAAACAACAAACCGGUUUCUCCCAUCAUCCUCCCCAAACAACCCAAGCCUAGUCCUCCUCCUCCUCCAUCUCUGGACAGCACAGCACUGUCUUUUGGAGCAAAGCCAGUUGCUCAGGGGGCGGGGCUACAGGACAAAGAAUGGUUUGCUGGAGUUUGUGAACGUAAGACUGCAGAGGAAACCGUGCUCAGGAUGAACAAGGACGGCACGUUUCUGGUCAGAUACAGCAGUUCUCAGAACGACCGUCAGCCCUUCACGCUGGUCGUGCUUUACCAGCAGACCGUCUACAACAUCCCUGUGCGCUUCCUGGACGAGUCACAACAGUACGCGCUCGGAAAAGAGGGCAAGAAGACGGAAGAGCUCUUCAGCAGUUUGCAGGAGAUGAUCUCUCAUCACAUGAAGAACCCUCUCCUCCUGAUCGAUCGUAAGAGUCAAGCUAAACACAGCACUCUCCUCUCAAACCCUGUUCGGCCCUAACGCUCCCGUUUCAUCCUCCUUCCUCUGAUACUGACCCCCAUCACACAAACACUCACUCAUACACUGCCGAAAUUAUUUAUUACCGUAUGUUUGUAAUGCAGUCAGAUAUUCACAGUCUCGUGUUCGGUGCAUUUCAUGUUUGGGGAUUUUUGAAUCUAUGUAGUGGUCAUUCAGAUAAACUCUUCUAUAUAUAAUGUUUACAGGAAAACAUGUUGUCUCUGUGUAAAAUAGUCAAUAAAUAAAGAAAAAUCAA